UCACGAUCAAAAUGCACAGUACAAAAAAAAUCUAUUAGAAAGAAGCUCGUUUCUAUCUCUUCAUAACUUCAAAUAAACACAAAAGCAGUUUCUUCUUUGUAUCAGUAGUUUAUUACAAUUAUUUAAACAGGCAAGUCUAUGAUCAUGGCUUCUUCUGCUGCUGCUGCAUCGAUCUCUAUGAUAACUCUAAGGAACCUCUCUCGCAAUCAUCAAUCUCACCAGACCCCUCUUUUGGGUUUCUCCAGAUCCUUCCAUAACCUAAGGAUCCCAUCUAACGGUCCAGAUUUCUUAGCACGAUCAAGAAGAUCCACCACCUCUUACACUCGAGGUUUCUUCAGAACCUUGUGCAGCAGCAGCACCGAAAACUCCAGACCAACGAAAAUCCAAGAACUCAACGUGUACGAGUUCAACGAAGGCGAUCGAAACAGCCCGGCGGUUCUAAAACUGGGCAAAAAUCCACAGCAGCUUCUCGUUCCUUUCACAAACAAACUCUACACCGGCGAUCUCAAGAAACGCGUCGGAAUCACCGCGGGACUCUGCGUUUUGAUCCAACACGUUCCAGAGAAGAAAGGUGAUCGCUUUGAAGCUUCUUACAGCUUCUACUUCGGCGAUUACGGUCACAUUUCCGUUCAGGGACCGUAUCUGACUUACGAGGACACGUUUCUCGCAAUCACCGGAGGCUCCGGCGUCUUCGAAGGAGCGUACGGACAGGUCAAGCUUCGUCAGCUCGUGUAUCCGACGAAGCUGUUCUACACUUUUUACUUGAAAGGUGUUGCCGCUGAUUUGCCGGUGGAGCUCACCGGAAAACCUGUUGAGCCGUCGAAAGAUGUGAAGCCGGCGGCAGAAGCUCAGGCGGCUCAGCCCGGCGCCACAAUUCAAAACUUUACUGAUUAAAAUCACUCUGUGUGUGUCUCUCUCUCUGUUUAUUUCUUUUGAAUUUUGAUACUUUUGAUAAGUCGUUUGAUUGUGAGACAUUUGAAUGGGCCCUAAUUUUGGGGCCUUUGUUAAUGAGCCCUACUGUUGGGCCUUUGUUGAUGUGCA
Molecule: messenger RNA, 1041 nt
Organism: Eutrema salsugineum
Lineage: Eukaryota; Viridiplantae; Streptophyta; Magnoliopsida; Brassicales; Brassicaceae
Product: allene oxide cyclase 4, chloroplastic
Biological process (GO): jasmonic acid biosynthetic process
Molecular function (GO): allene-oxide cyclase activity
Source: RefSeq, a predicted model, not a curated record